Messenger RNA from Lathyrus sativus (Indian pea), 873 nucleotides. NCBI's taxonomy places the organism in Eukaryota, Viridiplantae, Streptophyta, Magnoliopsida, Fabales, Fabaceae. The record is from the annotation of a GenBank genome assembly.
AUGGAUGCUACUUCACAACCAUUGAAGUAUCAGACAUGGUUCUUGAAAGUUUCUAUCCAUUGUGAAGGUUGUAGAAGAAAAGUAAAGAAAGUUUUACAGAACAUUGAUGGAGUGUUUACUACAGCAAUUGAUCCGCAACAGAAGAAAGUAACAGUCACCGGAAAUGUUGCUGUUGAGACUCUGAUAAGGAAACUGGCCAAAGCUGGAAAACAUGCUGAGGUUUUGCCGGAGAAUCCUCCUGCAAAAGGAAAAGAUUCCGACAAAGCUAAGAACAGUAACAAGAGUGAACAAAGAGACAAAGAACAAAAGAAAAACAACUCUCUAGCAAAUAGUACUGAAUCCAACCAUAGUUCAGAAGUUGAAAAUGCUGGUGAAAAAAACAGUAGUAACAAAAAAACUAAGGGGUCGCCGGAAAAGUCUUCGGCGAGUGGCAAGGGACCGGAAAAGGACAACAAGGGAGGAGGGGAUUCUGGGAAGAAGAAGAUAAAGAAAGUUCAGUUUAGUGGUGAAACUGAAACUAGAACCAGAACCAGAAAGAAUGGGUUGAGUUCAGCAUCUAAUGGUGCACCAGCACACACUGGAUCAGAAAUCCAGUGUCCAGGUAAAGUAGUGGGCCAAGUGAAUCUCAGCCCUACACGUCAGCAACCGUACAUGAUGUAUCCAGAAACGUGUUAUCCUCCUUUGGUACAACAACAUGCUACAUACAACAGAUUAUGUCCCAUGGGAACAAUGGAUUGUCCUUCUUACUAUGUUCCGCCAUUGCCCUACAUGUGUUCAGGCCUUGAUCGUGACUCUUAUCAGAUUCAAUCUGCACCGUUGAUUCCAUUUGAGUUUUUUAGUGAUGAAAAUGCAAAUGGAUGUUCUAUUAUGUAA